AUGCCGUGCCUCCGCGUCGACCAGCGGGAGUUCCAUGCCGCGGCGACCGGCAACGGCUCCCUCGUCGAGAGGCUGAGUUUCAACAACUUCGCCCACAUCCUGCUGCACCGCCACGACGUAGCACUCCUAGAAGAAUUUCGGCUGCACGUAAAUCCUGGCUAUGGCUAUGGCUAUGGCAGCUGCCGUGCUGACAGCUGGGUCCGCCGCGGCAUAAGUCAGGAUGAGACUUGGCCUUGCCGGCUCGAAAGGUUGCAUCUUAACAACGUGUCUUUGGACGGUUAUUUUGCCAGGCGCAUCAGUUCGCAGUGCCCUGCUCUUGAGGACAUGCGACUGAAAAACUGCAGCUUCUUGCUCACCGAGGACAUCAGGUUCACCUCCUCCUCGCUAAAGAAAUUGGUCAUCGUCGGCUUCCAUGUGGUGAGGGAGGAUGCUUCUUCCAGGCUGAUUUUGGAGGCUCCUGCCCUUGCUUCCCUCCGCCUUGCCGGUCAUUCUUCUAACAAUUAUUCCUAUGUCAUGAGUCUGACGACAGUGAGGAGCAUGCCAUCACUUGUCGAUGCAUCGAUCUGUCUGGUGACUGUGAGCAGGUUCAAUUACAGCAAUGAAGAUAACGGCCCAAUUGAGAGGCAAUUGUCUUUUCUCAACGAGCUUUUCAAUGUGACGACUUUACAUUUGUCUGGUUUCGGUGUCAUGUUUCUUGUCCUUGGUGGUGAUGCUGGUCUGCAUUUCCCUGAGUUCAAAAACCUCAAGGCAUUGUCCCUCGCCGAAUGUGAUAUCAGUGAUGACUUCCUCACCCUGAAGCAUUUCCUGCGGAACUCACCUAAUUUGGAGAAGCUCACUUUGCGCUAUUGCGAGCUCUCGGAUCCCAGAUCUAGAAAGCAGAUAAUGGUAUUUCGAAUAAUAAAAAGAUCUAGAAAGGAGAUAAUGGAAUUUCAGAAAAAAAGAAAGAAGAUAAUGGAAAAGGCUCACUCAUAUUCCCAGGACAUGGCAACUGUUGAGUGCAAGAACCUCAAGCUCACUGAAAUCAUAUACCGGGAAAAUGAUGAUGAUGAUGUGCACCUAUUGGUCAAUUUUUGGUUGGGCAUGUCGAAGAGUACGCCAAGCAAUAAGAUCGAGAUCACUAAAGUCGAUUAG
This is a messenger RNA of Triticum turgidum subsp. durum (durum wheat), 1131 nucleotides long. Lineage: Eukaryota; Viridiplantae; Streptophyta; Magnoliopsida; Poales; Poaceae. The record is from the annotation of a GenBank genome assembly.